Messenger RNA from Lasiodiplodia theobromae, 330 nucleotides. Its product is annotated as Chromo domain-containing protein. Lineage: Eukaryota; Fungi; Ascomycota; Dothideomycetes; Botryosphaeriales; Botryosphaeriaceae. The transcript has a single exon. The record is from RefSeq and is a predicted model, not a curated record. The coding region runs from base 1 to 330 and encodes 109 amino acids.
AUGCCCAAGCGCAAAGCAACUACCGCCAAGGACAUUGCGAAGAAGAACAAGGUGGAGACUACGAAGUCGGACACCGAAAAGGCGGAGACCGAGAAGUACUACGAGGCGCGCGGUAUCCUUCAAGAGAUUACCACACAGUACCUUAUCGACUGGGCGCCAGAUAGCGAUACCGGAGAAGAGUACGAUCCUUCAUGGGAACCAAAGGAGAACGCCAACCAAUUACUCGUCGCCGAUUGGAACAAGUUCAAAGAGCAGGAAUCACAAAAGAAAUCCGCUCGGAAAAAGUCACCGCGAGGAGAGGCGGUCAGUCGGGAAACGAGUGCCACGUGA